This is a messenger RNA of Hippopotamus amphibius kiboko, 3180 nucleotides long. It is a transcript of the gene ZFAND1, whose product is annotated as zinc finger AN1-type containing 1. The coding region runs from base 409 to 993 and encodes 194 amino acids. Lineage: Eukaryota; Metazoa; Chordata; Mammalia; Artiodactyla; Hippopotamidae. Gene Ontology annotation, cellular component: cytoplasm; cytoplasmic stress granule. The record is from RefSeq and is a predicted model, not a curated record. The transcript has 9 exons. Gene Ontology annotation, biological process: cytoplasmic stress granule disassembly. Gene Ontology annotation, molecular function: zinc ion binding.
CCGGCGUCGGCCCCACUCCCAGCAGGCGCCGCGCGCGCGCUCGACCUCGCCCCGCCCCCCCGGCCGCGCCGACCCCUCACGGCGCAGGGAGAUGGCGGAGUUGGACAUUGGGCAGCACUGCCAGGUGGAGCGCUGCCGGCGGCGAGAGGAAGGAGUUGGGUGAGAUCGCCAUUUAACUUCAUUUUCGCGAGCUGCUCAGCAGACGAGCUUCUAGGGAGAAGGCCCUUAGCUUUUCCUCCAGAUUUUCUUCCAUUUGUAUGUGAUGGUUGUUCAGGAAUAUUUUGCCUUGAACACAGGAGCAGGGAGUCACAUAGCUGUCCUGAGGUGACUGUAGUCAAUGAGAGACUGAAGUCAGAUACACAUACAUCUUACCCAUGCUCAUUCAAGGACUGUGCUGAAAGAGAGUUUAUGCCAGUUGUGUGUCCCUAUUGUGAGAAGAAUUUUUGCCUGAGACACCGUCAUCAGUCAGAUCAUGAAUGUGAAAAACUGGAAACCCCUAAGCCUCAUAUGGCUGCCACUCAGAAACUUGUUAAAGACAUUAUUGAUUCUAAGACAGGAGAGACAGCAAAUAAACGACGGAAAGGUGCAAAAAAUAGUGAAACAGCUGCAAAGGUAGCAUUGAUGAAGUUAAAGAUGCAUGCUGAUGGAGAUAAAUCAUUGCCACAGAUGGAAAGAAUUUAUUUUCAGGUUUUCUUACCUAAGGGAAGCAAAGAGAAGAGCAAACCAAUGUUCUUUUGCCAACGAUGGAGCAUUGGAAAAGUCAUAGACUUUGCAGCUUCUUUAGCCAGUCUUAAAAAUGACAAUAACAAAUUAACAGCUAAGAAAUUGAGGUUAUGUCACAGUUCCUCAGGAGAAGCCUUACCCUUGGAUCAUAUCUUGGAAACCUGGAUUGCUAAGGAGGAUUGUCCUUUAUAUAAUGGUGGAAAUAUUAUCUUGGAAUAUCUGAAUGAUGAAGAACCGUUUUUAAAAACUGUUGACGCUUACUUGGAAUAGGCAUUCAGGGAUUCAAGCCAGAAAUCACGAGGAAAAUUCAACAUUAAUCAAGUUCUUUUACUACAAAGACUAUGUAUUAUUCAUUUUUAAAAGUUGCUUUUUAUUUACAUUAUGUCAUAAUUUAUAUUAUCUGUCUUCUAUUACAUUGAAUUUGAGUUUGUGUUUCUUUUUAUUUAUAUUAUGUCAUAACUGUGAACUGACAUCAAUUAUUAGCAAAUUCUUGUAUCUAAUUAACUUUUAUUAGGCUAUGCUGUAGUAACAACAACAAAGGUGUAUAUCUCAUUUGGUUAAUGUCAGCUGUGAUCGGCUGUGACUCUGCUCCAUGUUAUCUUUACUCCAGAAUCUAAGAUGAAGGAAUAACCCCUUUUGGGGACAUUGCCAUUCUUAUGGCAGAAGAAAGAGAUGGUUCUUAGAAGAUAACAUGUAUCACUUUUGUUUUAAGCCAGACACAUGACCAAGCCUAGCCUCACGGGGCCAGGAAGUACAGCCUUAGUAUCUACCUGCAUCAUGAUGUACAAAUUGAUGUGUAUACAUGAAUCAUAGAAACUUAAAGGUUAUCUCACUCACUCUUUCAGAGUUUGUGGAUGAGGAAUCUAGGCCUAGGAAGGGGAAAUUAUUUUCUUGUUAUCACCUAAGUGCUUUGGGGUAUAUCUCUGAUAUAAAAAAAAAAAAAAACCCUCCAGCGGAAUUCAUCAUUUUGUCUGUAUGGAUAAAUUACAGAUAAGAAGAAAAAUAGGAUAGUUCAACUACAUUACAGGUCCUUUAUACAUACCAAAGCAAAACACAUGCCAAAAGUAACUACAUGUUACCAACACCUUAAAAUUAAUGCUCCUGACUGAUGUAUUCCAUCUGUACUCAACAAACUACUACUAUAGAGAAGGAAUAGAAAUUAUUUCUAUUUGUUAUUUGUCCCUUUCCUGCUUUGCGAUAGACAGGGAUAGUGCCUUUAGGGUAAAUAAAAGGAAUAAACUCAGAAUGUUUACUUCAUCUCUAAUUUUUUCCUCAUAUUAUUUUCAUGCAGUGAAUGGAAACUUCUGAUUUUUAUCAGCUGCUUAUACAUUCAUUUAUUCAAGUACCUACUAAAUGGAAGGAUUUGAUCUUAACUACCAUGGUGGAUACAAUGAAGAGAUGUUUACAUACUUGCAACUAUAAUACAAAGCAGUGUGGCAAGUGCCAAAUGAAUGUAUAGCAAGUAUAGCUAUUAUCAGAAACCAUAAGACCAGAAGUGGAGAUAAUUCUUAAAUAUAUUCCCAGAUACUAGAAAAUAUUAAUUCAAACUUAUACCUUAGCAUCUGUCUUAAUUACUUGCACACAAGAGAUGACUAACACGUCUCAUGAAUUGAACUGAAACUAAAUAUACUGGAAAAGAUAUCAGUGGAGGUUGAGAAGAGAGAGAGCAGCAUGGAGGGGAGGACUUAUGUCAUCUGCUCCCAGAGAGCAGAGAAAACUAGUCUGGAAGAGAUAGGUGCCAGCAUUCUUGGAGGCUCCAUGGAUGGGGGUCUCCAGCAUGAGCAGUGACGUAACAAGAACAAGAUUGUGGGCAAGAGAGGAAGUCCCUCCAGUGUCUCAUUUCCAGAUUAUGCUGAAAUAGACAACUUUCUCAGGCUUUCUUUUAGAGCUUUUGGUAGAGUCUGCUUAAUAUAAUUUUAGGGUUGGCUGUCCCCACGCCACCAUAGAACCUUUCUACCUGCUCACAGGCAACUAGAAUUAUAAGUAGAAGACCCACAAAUAGAAAAAAGUUAUACAUUCAGAUAAAUAUUUAACUAUACUAUGAUACAAAUGAGCUUAAGCUUCAUGUAAUCAGCCAGUAAAUAUACGUAAUUACAUUACUAGAUUUUUCCCAGAUUUGUCAGGUUUUCUUCUGGGCAGUUUUCAGAUAAGAAGCCUUGGAGAACCUGAAGAAGAGAAAAGGCUACAGAUGGAAAAUCUGAGGAAAGUAUAAAAUUUACAUUCCUUACCUCUGACCUGGGUGAUAAAAAUUGUGAAUUAAGAUAUUUGGUCACAUAAGUGUAAAGAUAGCUUUGGUUUUAUAAAGUUCUUGUUUUAUGUUUGUUUUGUUUUUAUCUUUUUAAACCAGGGAAAUUCCCUGGAAAUUUAACUGAGAUAACACAGGAACAUUAGUUCCAGUCCCUAUUUUCGCCAUUGGCACAGUGUAUCUUGUUUUUCUUAAUGUGGUACAUGGAAAUA